This is a messenger RNA of Effrenium voratum, 369 nucleotides long. The record is from the annotation of a GenBank genome assembly. NCBI's taxonomy places the organism in Eukaryota, Dinophyceae, Suessiales, Symbiodiniaceae.
GGCGCUCAGCCCGCGCGUGUGGUCUACAAGGAGUGGCCAGUUUUCAGUCCGGAGCACAUGUGCCGGGCGAUCUUUGAGGCUGGCCGGCACCACCCUGUGCAGCAGUUCGAAGAGGAACAGCGAGGCCGCGCUUGCGGCUUCACCUUGCACGGAGAUGAGGGCGAAGGGAAGCGGAAGAAGCCGAUCAUGAUCAUGAUGCUGAACGUGAUCAGCAAGCCUGAUCCUCAGCUUGGCGGUUGGAGCGUGCGCUACCUGGCGGGGAAGGGCGACCAAAAGUACAAGGUGGAGUGGCUUCUUGAGAAGUGCUUUGCUGGGCGGCGCGACCGACCUUGGUUGGACUUCUUUGGGUUGCCCUUCAACCAGCCCGAG